AUGACUGACCCGGUCCCAGCUGGCGCCAUCCGCCGCUACCUACUCUACUGUACCCUCCGGCCAUGGAGCCGUUCUGCCUGCUAUCCUGCCCUGUCAGUCGCCCUCACCAGAUUCCCGAGACCAGCACUGCUGCGACCCUGCGCGAGGUUCGAAUCGGGUCCAGAUCGCGCUCGCGCCGCAGCCACAUCGAGCAGGUCCGUACUUCCCCCUCAGGGCCCUGGCAAGCCUGGAAGAAUAGCCUCACGAGUCCCCAGGACCCCUCAUGCCCUCGUCGCGCCCGGAGGGACUCGGAGGCCGCUCUCACCCGUCGAUCCCUCCGCCUGGCUUCCUGUCACGUCCACCUCGUCCUCGUCCUGGCCGUGGCUCCGCGUAUUCCUGCAUUCCCGUAUUCGCCGUUGA
Molecule: messenger RNA, 399 nt
Organism: Purpureocillium lilacinum
Lineage: Eukaryota; Fungi; Ascomycota; Sordariomycetes; Hypocreales; Ophiocordycipitaceae
Source: RefSeq, a predicted model, not a curated record